AGAGUACAAUGUUUUUACAUACAGAUAUUCAAGCACUUCAUCCAAAUGGAUUUAAAAUCACUGCUGCGUUGAAUAUUUCUGGAAAGGAUGCUAUGAUCAAAAAUGAGAAAGGCAUUCAUGAUGGAGCAGCCUUACAAGUUACUGACCUACGUACAGGAGUGUUACUUAACCUCUCCCCCAACUCUGCUGUGCUGUUCCUUCUGGCAAAAUUCAAAGCUGAUUCAGAUGCCCUUAUUGAUGAUGCACAGGCUGAAUGGCUCUAUUGGGAAGCAUCCCAGUUUCAGAGGGCAACAUGGAGCUUUUUGCAAGGAUGUGUUGCAAACAAGGUGGAUGCAGCCGCCACAGCAGCGUUGUUGAAGUGUCUUUCUCAGCUGGAGCAGCAGCUCAAACUGUCAACCUUCAUCUGUGGGCAUGUGCUGGAAGCAAGUGAUGUCGUGAUUUAUAGUUCAUUGCUGCUGCUGACAGCUACACCAUCAGCUGCUCCUCUACUGGCCAACUACAGCUCCGUGCAGCGCUAUAUCGGACAACUUUCUGACAUUCCAGCCAUCAAGGUUGCUUUUAGUCUAAUGACAUUCCAGCCAUCAAGGUUGCUUUUAGUCUAAUGACAUUCCAGCCAUCAAGGUUGCUUUUAGUCUAAUGACAUUCCAGCCAUCAAGGUUGCUUUUAGUCUAAUGACAUUCCAGCCAUCAAGGUUGCUUUUAGUCUAAUGACAUUCCAGCCAUCAAGGUUGCUUUUAGUCUAAUGACAUUCCAGCCAUCAAGGUUGCUUUUAGUCUAAUGACAUUCCAGCCAUCAAGGUUGCUUUUAGUCUAAUGACAUUCCAGCCAUCAAGGUUGCUUUUAGUCUAAUGACAUUCCAGCCAUCAAGGUUGCUUUUAGUCUAAUGACAUUCCAGCCAUCAAGGUUGCUUUUAGUCUAAUGACAUUCCAGCCAUCAAGGUUGCUUUUAGUCUAAUGACAUUCCAGCCAUCAAGGUUGCUUUUAGUCUAAUGACAUUCCAGCCAUCAAGGUUGCUUUUAGUCUAAUGACAUUCCAGCCAUCAAGGUUGCUUUUAGUCUAAUGACAUUCCAGCCAUCAAGGUUGCUUUUAGUCUAAUGACAUUCCAGCCAUCAAGGUUGCUUUUAGUCUAAUGACAUUCCAGCCAUCA
Messenger RNA from Hyalella azteca, 1144 nucleotides. RefSeq lists its product as uncharacterized. Lineage: Eukaryota; Metazoa; Arthropoda; Malacostraca; Amphipoda; Hyalellidae. The transcript is spliced from 4 exons. The coding region runs from base 9 to 602 and encodes 197 amino acids. The record is from RefSeq and is a predicted model, not a curated record.